Messenger RNA from Penicillium verhagenii, 2703 nucleotides. RefSeq lists its product as uncharacterized. NCBI's taxonomy places the organism in Eukaryota, Fungi, Ascomycota, Eurotiomycetes, Eurotiales, Aspergillaceae. Gene Ontology annotation, cellular component: nucleus. Gene Ontology annotation, biological process: regulation of DNA-templated transcription. Bases 1 to 2703 code for a protein of 900 amino acids. Gene Ontology annotation, molecular function: protein binding; zinc ion binding; sequence-specific DNA binding. The transcript is spliced from 4 exons. The record is from RefSeq and is a predicted model, not a curated record.
AUGGAUCAAUUCAACUUGGAGUUCAACUCCCGCGAUGACUCUCAGGAGGAUGGCGGUGUUUCCCUCACUCAAUCUCUCUCCCAGGACCCCUUGAUGGUCUACCCCAACCCUCAUGGAAACUAUGGCUACGGCGCCAUGUUGUCGCAGGACGGCAACCUGUCCCUGAAUAACUUUGAUCGCCAAGGACAACAGGGUGGAGAGUUGGAAGGUCGUCUUUCAGGUGUCAUGCUGGCUUAUGACCCCAAUAAUCCCGCCUCUGUUCAUAUGAGCAUGGGUGGCAACGCCUUCAACAACUAUGCCCCAGCACCUUACCCCGCCACCACCAUGGGGCUUGCGCCAAUAGACCAACCCCAAAUGCAUGCCUCUUACUCUCCCUUCCAACCUUUACCAACGAACGCCCAAUAUCUUCAACCCCAACAAUCGCAACCCCCACCGCCACCGCAGCAACAACCACAACCACAACCACCACAACGGCAGCAGCAACAACAGCAGCAGCAAAUUCAAAAUGCACCACAACCACGCAACGAUAGUUUUACCAGUUCCACCAACAAUGGCACUAUCUCCUCGGGGAGUUUGGAAGAUUCAAGCGACCCGUCGCAAGGCCGAUCCCGAACCAUCCAGGAGCGCGCCCGACAGCCGCCCUACGCGCCAUCAUCCACGCAACGCCCUCUCCAGCCUCUUGCGAUACAGCCCAAGAAAGUUCAGGCCAAAGACCAAUCUCCUGGACUGUCCACUCCAGAUGCGGGCAAGUCAGAACAUACGGGUAUCUACUCCAGCAGUGGUUUUGAUAUCCUGGGAGUUUUGAGCCGGGUGGCAGUUCGUCCGAACCCGAAAAUAAACAUUGGCGCUGUCGACUUAUCAUGUGCCUUUGUACUGUGUGACAUUCAACGGGAGGAUCACCCGAUCGUCUAUGUAUCGGAAGCCUUUGAACGGCUCACCGGUUACACAAAGGCGGAGAUUGUCGACCGCAACUGCCGUUUCCUGCAGGACCCCAAUGGCAACCUGAAGGCUGGCUCAAAGCGGACCUUUGUCGAUGGACAAACCGUCCAUCGCUUGCGUUCAACUAUUCAUGAUCGAAGUGAGAUUCAGGCGAGCAUCAUCAACUACCGCAAGGGUGGGCAGCCCUUCAUGAACCUAAUCACCAUGAUUCCCAUUCAGUGGAACUCGGGAGAUGAUUAUCGAUUUUAUGUUGGCUUCCAGGUUGAUCUGGUAGAGAAACCGGAUGCGAUUACAAGGAGGAACCCUGAUGGCACGUACAGUAUCAACUAUCAACGGGAUCAGCUACCACAGUACCUGGUUCCACCGCCCGAUAUUUACCGUAUGCGACCUGAUCUUGUGACCCAAUUCGGUCAUGACCAGGUGACACAAGUCCUAAAUGCUCUGGGAGUUCCUGGCUCUGGUUUGCCGCAGAACUGCUUGGAUCGCGUUCUGGUGGAAAACACCGAUGAUCUGAUUCACGUCUUGUCCUUGAAUGGCGAGUUUCUAUACCUAUCACCAUCCUGUACGCGGAUUUUAGAGUAUGAGGCUAUUGAGUUGGUCGGCAAGACAUUAUCGACCAUCUGCCACCCGAGCGAUAUUGGUCCCGUGAUUCGUGAUAUGCGGGGAAGCACAACCUCUGCUCCAAUUAGCGUCGUUUAUCGUAUUCGUCAAAAAUACCAAGGCUAUAUAUGGUUUGAGAGUCAUGGUGCUUGGCACAUUGACCCCAGCCAAGGGCGCAAGUACCUCGUGAUGACUGGCCGUCCACGACCUGUCUACGCGAUGGAUCAAAUUGCACGCCUGGGUUCCUCGGCAGCGCUGGCCGAGAAUGAUGUGUGGGCCAAGAUCUCCUUGUCAGGUGUCAUUUUGUUCGUGACGACCAAGUCGAAGCCUGUGCUGGGACGCACCCCAGACGACUUGGUUGGGAAGAGCAUUCAAGAGCUUAUGAAACCCGAGGAUGACUCUGCUUCCAUCUCGGAUUGCCUGGAGUCAGCCGCCUCGAGCUUUGAACAUGGAAACAGUGAGGAUAAUCUCAAUGGUGGAAAUAACAAAAAGGAACCACCGUCGUUCUGUCAUCGGAUGCGCCAUAAAAAGGGGCACUGGCUUUCUGCCCACACAACUUUAUACGCUGGAGAUUUGGUGAACGGGCUGAGGCCCUCAUUCCUUGUCGCUCAGAUUCGAUUCGCACGCGCAUUCCCACCGUCUGCAGCUGCCACAGCUGCCGGGGACGACGAUGCCAUGGCCGAUGUCCCCGGUACAGGCAAGAUGACCACUCUCACCACUGCCGACCCUAAUCCUCCACGCCAGUACGGCGCUCUCGGGCAACGUAUGCCCGAUCUCUCUUAUCUCACCGGGUUGAAUGGUCUACCCAAUGGGAACCGCAGCAUCUCUCCCUCCGACGUCCCCGCCACUUUCUUCGCUGAACUGAAUCCUACUCGUGGAACCAGCUGGCAAAUCGAACUGCGUGAACUUGAAAAGCAAAAUCGAACAUUAUCUGAUGAGCUACAGCGCCUACUUAGCCGACGCAAGAAGCGAAAGCGCAAGCAGACUGCCAUCUCAGUAGAGAAAUCGUGUUCUUUGUGCAAAACCAAAAACACACCAGAAUGGCGACGUGGUCCGAGCGGGAAUCGAGACCUGUGUAAUAGCUGUGGGUUACGCUGGGCUAAACAGAUGCGAAGUCAACCCCAAGUUUCAGCAACAGCGAUGGAAAACAAGCCUGUCAUUUGA